CUCUCUUUCUCUCUCACACACACACAGACACACCCUUACAUGUUUCUACCAUCGUGAAUGAAUUCUAGGUCACGUUUAUGAUGUUAACCAGAUAUUCCAACCACUAUGUAUUGAUAUGACUCUAAAAAGAAAAAGAUUUCUGAAAGCAUUUUGCAAGGCAUUUAUAGAAGUAAGAGAUGUGUUUUCAUUUUAUCACCACAACCUCCAGUAAAAAUUGGAGACUAUUAUUCCUGGAGACUUCAGAAUUUUCUUUGGAAAUAUCCCCCAAUUCAAAAGGAAGUCUGACACAGCCUCAUAAAAAUCUAUGUCUUAAUAGGUGCUGUGUCACUGAAAACCACUGAAAAGACAGGGUUAAGAACACAAAGUGAGCUGCACACCAUAUAUGGAGAAACCCGUUUCUUAAAACUAGUGAUGAACUCAUGCUCUGUUCUGUUUUCUCAAAGCUGAAGUCGGCUAGGUUUGCAAAGCUGCGGGCUGAGCACUCAGGCAAUCACACUCUCAGAAACUGCGGCGGCUCUGGACUGCAGCCUCCCAAGGCUCCAUGCCAGACAAAGCAUGCGUGUCACACUUGCUACAAUAGCCUGGAUGGUUUCUUUUGUCUCCAGUUAUUCACACACAGCAAAUCUUUUGCCAGAUAUCGAAAAUGAAGAUUUCAUCAAAGACUGCGUUAGAAUCCAUAACAAGUUCCGAUCAGAGGUGAAACCAACAGCCAGUGAUAUGCUAUACAUGACUUGGGACCCAGCACUAGCCCAAAUUGCAAAAGCAUGGGCCAGCAAUUGCCGGUUUUCACAUAAUACACGGCUGAAGCCACCCCACAAACUGCACCCAAACUUCACUUCACUGGGAGAGAACAUCUGGACUGGGUCUGUGCCCAUCUUUUCUGUGUCUUCCGCCAUCACAAACUGGUAUGACGAAAUCCAGGUCUAUGACUUCGAGACUCGGAUAUGCAAAAAAGUCUGUGGCCACUACACUCAGGUUGUUUGGGCAGAUAGUUACAAAGUUGGCUGCGCAGUUCAAUUUUGCCCUAAAGUUUCUGGCUUUGAUGCUCUUUCCAAUGGAGCACAUUUCAUAUGCAACUACGGACCAGGAGGCAAUUACCCAACUUGGCCAUAUAAGAGAGGAGCCACCUGCAGUGCCUGCCCCAAUAAUGACAAGUGUUUGGACAAUCUCUGUGUUAACCGACAGCGAGACCAAGUCAAACGUUACUACUCUGUUGUGUAUCCAGGCUGGCCCAUAUAUCCACGUAACAGAUACACUUCUCUCUUUCUCAUUGUUAAUUCAGUAAUUCUAAUACUGUCUGUUAUAAUUACCAUUUUGGUACAGCACAAGUACCCUAAUUUAGUUCUUUUGGACUAAUACAAUCCAGGAAAGAAAAAACCCAAAAACCAACCUUAUUCACAUAUGGCUUUUUUUUAACCAAUAACAAUUAGGUGUAUUUCUAUUUUAAAACAUUUCAGAAAAAAAUUAAUGUUACAGCAAUACUCUUACUCAGAAGAAGAAACUUCCUAACUCUAUCAGAUAAACUCAUCUUUACUAUAAAUAAGCAUUGUUUGCAGGUUGCCACAGGUGGACUGUAACCCAUGUUUCAGCUUCCAAAUCUGCAAAAUGAGCAAGGUACAGUAGCACUUUUUUAGGUGAUUCUUAGCUCCAGUAGCCUUCAUUAGUUAAAAACAUUAUUAUCUUUUGCAUGCUGCUUUGACUCUAAAUAUCUGGUUUUCUCUGUCUUUUUGGUUUACCACUUCCCCAGAUUCAGAACAGAGGAGUAACUAGGGGAUCUGAUUUUAGAGGCCUUAAUUUUCUGUUCAUGGACUGCUUUUUCAAAAGCGAUAAACCUAAAUAUUUACUUGUUAUCAUUAGAGAGGGAGCAUCAAAUGCUGGGACAUCAUUAUAUUUGAAGACUAACCAAUAGCAUCAGACACUGGAUUUAAUGGAUAAUCACAAUGGUCGUAGCGUAUACAGACAUAUGUACCACUUUCUAGUAUAAAUUUUUCAAAAAAUACAAUAAUAAUUUAUAAAUAACACUCUUCUAUGAACCACCACCACCACCAAAAAAAAAAAAACAAAAAACCCCUCAGAAAAUUUCUCACAAAUAAGGCAACUAAUGCCUGGUAUCUCGAAAUCCUUUACAAAAGGAGAUAGUUCUAGUCAAGGAGUUUUGGGUAUGUUACUUUUUUUUCUUCUUUUUCUUUUCAUCUGCCUCCAUCUUAAGCGCAAUUUCUUCAGCUGUAAGAGCUCCCAGUUUCUUAUUCUUUGCUUUCUUAACCUUUUCCUUGAUGCUGGCCACAUCAAUUUUAGUUUCAGUAGAAGCUAGACAAAUUAAAAGCACAAUACAUGUAAUACUUUAGAUUUUACCAAGUAAAACAAAUAAUACAUGUUUAAGGCAGUUAACUUCAGAGUACUCUUAUAAUCGAAAGAUCACAUAUAAAAUAUAAAAACACCUGCCUAACGCAGAAAUUUCUUCAGACUAACAUAAAACAAAUCAUAAAAUACUUUAAAUAUAUAUUAGUACAAGUAUACAUAAAAAUGGCAUAAAUGGCAUAAUUGAACCAAUUACUGGAUUCAACUAUAUUAAGACUAUUUCCUUAAGUCCUACUUCAGACUCAAUUAUUUUACCUACAUUCUUUUCCAUAUUUUGGAACUUCUGAGUCCUCAUUAUUUUCCAUCUUGCACAUUAAAAUAAUUUAAAAUUACAUGUAUCCCUUCUCAAUAAGUUUUAUCAGCUAACCAUGAGCUAGAGGUCAAAAUCUACUUCCUCUAGUAUCAAAACCCAAAUUUUCCAAAUAUUAAUGAAUUAAUUCAUUGAAUAUUAAUUCAAUGAAUGACUAAUAGUAUUUUAACAAGAUUUUGGUAUACUAACAACAUUUUGGUAAUAAAGACAAUAAUUUGGGAGUAUUUGGAAGUCCCCCUAACAGAACCCAACUAUCUAAUCAAUGCCAAAAGUGUGAACAAAAUAGAGAAAGGAAGCAGUAAAGAAGAAUGCAACUUUUUCUUACCAUUCAAAGUACAGUAUCACAGCAUAAAAUAAUGUACAAACUACCCAGCAACCUGAGAAGCACAGAGCAUUAAAGCCUCCGCCGUGUGGAGAAACUACAUUAGGGUAACUAGCUAUUAAGGACCUUCAAAGCACUCAACUGACAGGUUGUACAAACUGGAAAUUAUAAUACUUAUGACAUUUCUACCUUUUAUAUAACCAAUAAUCUACCAAACUGGAAAUUAUAAUACUUAUGACAUUUCUACCUUUUAUAUAACCAAUAAUCUACCAUAGAAUAUAGUAUUUUUAAAGCUAUUAACAAGCAAUAUAUUAAAAUAAUAAUGUAUUAAUCUGUUUCUGAUCAAGUCUAUGUACAAUAUUGCUGGUGAGCCCUCUCCCCUCAGUGUGUCACUGUUCACUCUGGAGGGCUACUUUAGGAAGAGGACAAGUGUUACCACAGGGGAAAAAAAUGCAGAGGAUGCAUCAGAAGAAAUGAAGAAAUGGCAUGAGAAUGUUUUCUCUUAGUAUCUUUUAAAUACUAGGUUAGUGCAAAAGUGAUUUCUGCCAUUUAAAAACCACACUCAAUCAAUCACUUUGCACUAAUAGCUCCUGAAUAGGACCUGUCAGCAUCCUUUAGUCUAAGGUGAUGAGAAAUCCAUGUUACCAAUAUAGAAGCCAAACUCUAAGCCAAGAUUACAUAAAGAGAAGAAAAAGUACAACUUCUGAUAAUUUCUCUUUGAGAGGCAUGACAGCAGAGCUCAGGGAUCUUCUUGCAUUUCUACAGAAGAUGCACUGGCUGUCCUGGGUUUGUAUCUUUCACAACAAAGAGUCUUUCCCAAGCACAGACCAGAGGUCAGGAGAGGUUUGCACUGAAAUAGGCAUUAGCUGCCUCUAAAUUAUAAAUUAUCUCAGUCAUCCCUUGUCCUUAGGAUUAGUAAUUAAUGAAAUGCUAAGAGAACUGAUGAAAAGAUACAACUGUUUCUUAAAGAGAUUCCGACAAAUUUACUAUGGGUUUACUUUUCCUAAUUAAUAAAGACUUUUACAUCACAGAAAGCAUUACCUUCCUUAGGUUUCACAAUUGGUUUUUCUUUAGGUGGAAUAAAUGCUUUGUUUCUUUCCUCUUGUCUCUUACUGAUGGCUUCUGCUUGUUUAGCCUACAUUAAUAAAUAAAAAAUACAUUAGUUAAAUGUAUUUAUAGUUAAAUAAUUCAAGUAUCUAUGAACUUUGCUAUUAAUGUUGUGAGCCAGACAUAAAAUGCCUUACCUUUAUUGCUUCCAUUUUCUGCCGCUUCUUCUGAUUUGCCUUCAAAAAGUAUUCACCACUAGCCAAUUCUUUAUCAAUCUGUUGAAAAUGGUAUUUAUAUCAGAAAUAAUGUAGAGGAGACGUCAUGUCCUAAGCAAGUCACAAUAUCCUUAGGGUAAAAACAAUGAGGUCAAACUCUGAUUUAUUAAUAAAAAUGGUUGGUAGUAACAUAAAGGAAAGAGUCUAAGCUGAGGGGAAUACAUGCACAAAAGUGUGAAGGUAGGAAAGCACCUCCAUGGAAUACAACCCAGAGUAGUUCAGGGAUACGGCAUGGAAGGUCACUGAUUCAGAAAAGUGUAAGAAGAAACUGGAGAGAGAGUUUUGGGGAAAAUUUGAAGAAGCUUCAAUGGCAGACAAAGUAGGAGGGAUAAGAUUUAGAAAUGACUGUAGGUUUCUGAGAAGCCUGAAAAGACCAAAGCAUAAUUUUAAUGGAGAGGAAUGAAGAAUAGAUGAGAGCCUGGAAUAAAGGUAGUGGCAUGCAGAAUAAAAGCCAGAACUAUCA
Molecule: messenger RNA, 4775 nt
Organism: Symphalangus syndactylus (siamang)
Lineage: Eukaryota; Metazoa; Chordata; Mammalia; Primates; Hylobatidae
Gene: GLIPR1
Product: GLI pathogenesis related 1
Cellular component (GO): extracellular region
Source: RefSeq, a predicted model, not a curated record